AUGGGAAGGAAGAAAAUAGAAUUGAAGACAAUAGAAUGUCGAAAAGAGAAAAGUAGCAAAUUCUCAAAACGUAAGAAAGGGUUUUUAAAAAAGGCCGAAGAAUUGGCAGUGCUGUGCAAUACUGAUAUAGUUCUCCUCGUCUUUUCUCCCACCUCCAAGCCUAUUCUUUUCUAUUCGCAUUCUAGACCUCUUAGUAGAAUUUUGGAGAAGCUUUCCAGUAUGUCAGAAGAUGAACGAGAAGAGAGGUUGAUCUUUCGGGUUUUUUUCUAUUAUUAUAUAAAACUUUACUUUAUCUAUAUAAUAAAUAUGAAGCUUCAAGAAGAUGAUAAGCUAACUGAACUGAGAGAAGCUAGAGAACUGCUUGAUAGGAAAACAUCAAUUCUAAGAAAGUGGCAAGAACCGGAAAGAGUUGAUGAUUUGGCCCAACUCACAAUAAUGGAUGAUCAUCUAGUUUUUAAUCUUAGCAUGUUCAAAAAGGUAUUUAGGAGUUAA
This is a messenger RNA of Eruca vesicaria subsp. sativa (arugula), 492 nucleotides long. The record is from the annotation of a GenBank genome assembly. Lineage: Eukaryota; Viridiplantae; Streptophyta; Magnoliopsida; Brassicales; Brassicaceae.